AUGAUGGGAUUUUCGUUACUACCGCGCUGCUUUAUGCCAGAUUUUACCUGGCCAAAUCACAUCUCACCUACAGUGACCAGCAAAAUACCAGAAACACCUCGCGCGACCCACCCUAAAGUACGCCAAUUAUGGGGCAUUAUCCACAAAUAUCUGAGAUUGUUCUCUGAGUCUUAUUGUCGCUGGGUUGGGGCUACUUUUGAUAAUCAGAUUGCUCAGCUUCCAUUUGGGCUGAUUCUGAAGUGGUCCGAUGGUACUCGGUUAGAAGAAGUCUUGACAAUGGAGGUUGCCAGAAGAGCAGGUCUCCCAGUUCCGAAGGUGAUCUGCUAUGGAGACCAUCCAGAUACUCCGCAUGCUCCAGUAUCAAUUCUGAUGACUCGUAUCCCUGGUGAUGAACUUGGCCGAGUUUACAAAACACUAAGCGACACUGAACGAGAUUCGAUCCAAUUGCAAUUAAAGGGUUAUUUGGAAGCAGUCCGGAGAUGGAAAAGUCCGUGGGGGGAGAACAGAAUUUGCUCUUUGGUGGGCACAGCUAUUAGAAGCGUCCGUGUACCUAAUCAUCUUGUUGGCCCUUUUGAGUCAGAACAAGAGUUCAAUGAAUACCUCCGGAGCACUGCCUGGUCAGGCGGAUUCCCAUCAGAAACAGAAUACAAGGAUGCACUUGAUUGUGCCAGAAAAAUGGAUCUGAUGCCUCAUCGUAUUGUUUUCACACACGGCGACCUCAAGCACCAUAACAUCCUUGUACAAAAUGGACAAAUUACAGGCUUUUUGGACUGGGAGUCGGCGGGCUGGUGCCCUGAGUAUUGGGACUUUACCACAGCACUCAGGUUCAUUCCGAAAGAUUACUGGUGGUACAACUUUGUGAUAGGGCUUGGGGGCGGCCCAUACAUGGCAGAACUGGAUUGUGAACGGGCGUUGACUUCUCUAACAGUUGAUUCGUAUUCCUGGUGA
Molecule: messenger RNA, 948 nt
Organism: Coccidioides posadasii C735 delta SOWgp
Lineage: Eukaryota; Fungi; Ascomycota; Eurotiomycetes; Onygenales; Onygenaceae
Source: RefSeq, a predicted model, not a curated record